Molecule: messenger RNA, 891 nt
Organism: Frankliniella occidentalis (western flower thrips)
Lineage: Eukaryota; Metazoa; Arthropoda; Insecta; Thysanoptera; Thripidae
Product: sorting nexin-24-like
Exons: 4
Coding region: 273-758 (161 amino acids)
Molecular function (GO): phosphatidylinositol phosphate binding
Source: RefSeq, a predicted model, not a curated record
GCCCUUUGUUUGUUGUCAAAUGUCUCGCUCAUCUGUCACUCACUAAAGUUGUAGUCUCAUUUUGUUUGUGGUCUAUUGAUCGAGUUAUUUGAACACCAUGAUCGGACAAUUCUAAGUCGUGUCGUUCAUUUAGAGCCUAAGUUUUAUUGACAGUCAGCAGCAUUUUGAUAUUUUGGACCCACAUAAACAUAACCUAUAUCACCUGACAGUUUUCUUCAAAACAUUGUGUGUUUAGAAGAUCUCUCAGGAUUUUACUUGCUUUCAGUUUCACAAUGAACGAUUUACACAUACUUAAUUUUCGUCUAGUAGACUCUAUUCCCACAGAGAAACCCCAUUAUGUGUACACAGUUGAUGUGCAAGUCGGUGGGCGACAUCGUUGUGUUGAAAAACGUUACAGUCAGUUCCACAGUUUACACAGACAGCUGAGGAAAGAGUUUCAGACACCAUCAUUCCCACCCAAAAGAGUUCGAUGCUCUCAACCUCGUUUGCUAGAGCAAAGACGGCGAGGUCUUGAGUUGUACUUAAGGACCUUAUUUCAACAGUCAGCCUCCUGUCAAUCUCAAAUUUUAACAUUCUUAGGGCUUCCUAAAGCCUCAACUCAUGGGAUGUGUACCGGCAACAUGGAUGGUUCAAUGGGCCACCAACCUGUGUUCAUCUAUAGGAAAGAUCCAUAUAUGCAACCCGAUAGUAAAUCAGACCUGCCCGAUGUAGUUGUAAGUGGUAUGCUAAUGGCAUUGUAUGACUUGCCAAGCCUGUAAUCUAUUUUCUAUUUAUUCACCAGAAUUCCAGUUGAUUUACAAUGUACAUAUUAACAAAUGAUAUAAUGGAUGUAAAUACUGUUUAUUAAAUUCAUUUUCUAAAUAAAAUACAAAUAUGAAAAAGAAAAAAAAA